AUGAAAGAAUGAGCGCCGCAUUGGGUGCCCUGGGAGGGCAGCUCGUCGUCUGCCGGCCCAGGGGCGAUGCCGACUGCGCGGCUGCAUCCGGCGAUUUUCGGGCUCUCCAGCCCCGGCGCGCAGCUCAGAUCGCGGCUCCGGCAAGGCGGCGGCUCCAGGAGGCGUGGCAUUUGCCGAGGAGCGCGUCCGGGUGUUGGAUGCCGAUGGCGCCAGUGCCGCCGACGACGAUGGCGGUGGCAAAUCGGCCAAGCCCAGCGCGGGAGCUGCGAGCGAUGGUGAGAGUAUGCCGCUGCUCAAGCCAUCGCCAACGCCGAUGAUCCCACUCUCGCGGCCCAAGCCAGUGAUGAUGCCUCCUCCUCCUGCGAAUGCAACCAGAUGAGAAGGCCAGGAAGUGGAAGUGGUGGUAGCUUUGCGCAAGUUUAUCGGCCCAGGGAGAAUGCUUCUUCUUCCGCGCCAUCGCAGCAGGGCCAGGGCGGUGGAGCUAUGCAAAACUUGGACAAAGUGUUACAGAGCGCGGAGAGGCUGGCGAAUUCUCCUCCCACGAAUUCGCCAAGUUCUAGGCCGGUGAUGGGAAGGCAGCAAUCCUUCACGCCGGUAAAUGGUGCUAACAGCAGCGCUGUGAAGAGCAAGCCCGUUGCUCCAAAGACUCCCCCACAAACGAAUUUUCCAAAGCCCCCGGAGAGCUCGACCGCUGUGAAGGUAAGCCAAGACUUACCAAAGGCUCCUCCACAGACAGAUGUAUCAGCGUCGAAGCAAGCUCCUCCUGCGGCUCCAUUUCCAAGGGUUUCGUCGUCCCAAACUCCAGCUCCUGCUCCAUCUCCAGGAGUUUCUUCGUCGCCACAAACUCCCGCUCCGGCUCCAUCUCCAGGAGUUUCUCCGUCGUCACAAGCUCCGGCUCCGGCUCCAUCUCCAGGAGUUUCUCCGUCAUCGCUAGAGCUCCUGGACUUUCAGCACCACCAAGAACUCCGAUUCUCAGCUCGCCACCUUUGAUGCGACCUCCGCCCGUUGUGAGAAAAGAGGCUCUCAUGUCAGCGAAGCCGAUGAUUGCUCCAAAGCCAGCGGCACCGCCGGUGGCGCCCAAGGGACCGAGAUGAGUGGAUACUUUCAGGAAGGUGGUGGAACCGAGCGCUACACCUCCCCCUCCUCCUUCGGGUGGCUCUUCUUCGACAAAGAGUGACGAGGCAACGAAGAAGCAGACAGGUCUCAAAGUCAAAGACACUGGAGCUGGAGGUCCGCCAUCAUCGAAGCCGGGUUUAGCGAACAAGGCCAGGGAUGACAAGCGGAAAAGAUCGGAAGUGAUGGAUGGAGCUAAGCGCAGAACCGUUGCUCGUGACGA
Messenger RNA from Selaginella moellendorffii, 1336 nucleotides. Its product is annotated as vegetative cell wall protein gp1-like. The record is from RefSeq and is a predicted model, not a curated record. The transcript has a single exon. The coding region runs from base 376 to 990 and encodes 204 amino acids. NCBI's taxonomy places the organism in Eukaryota, Viridiplantae, Streptophyta, Lycopodiopsida, Selaginellales, Selaginellaceae.